This is a messenger RNA of Echinococcus granulosus, 246 nucleotides long. RefSeq lists its product as hypothetical. The coding region runs from base 1 to 246 and encodes 81 amino acids. The transcript is spliced from 2 exons. NCBI's taxonomy places the organism in Eukaryota, Metazoa, Platyhelminthes, Cestoda, Cyclophyllidea, Taeniidae. The record is from RefSeq and is a predicted model, not a curated record.
AUGAAAUGCCUCCUUUUCGUUGCUGGAUGCGGUAGUCGGAGAACUGGAUCAAUCUUCGAUCUUGAUGAUGGACCUGGCGAGGCUCAUCACGGUCUCUGGGCAGAUCCGGAAAGUGAUAGCGAUACAAGUGACCGAAGAUGCCGACUUGGCCAGCGAUUCACCAGACCUAAACAUCACGGAGGGCAGAUCUUUGCUGUGGAUGAUUGGAAAGUUGGAACGGCGCUGACUUAUCACAAUGACUACUGA